Tarenaya hassleriana is the source of this 669-nucleotide messenger RNA. RefSeq names its product 60S ribosomal protein L14-1-like. Gene Ontology annotation, biological process: ribosomal large subunit biogenesis; translation. Gene Ontology annotation, molecular function: RNA binding; structural constituent of ribosome. The transcript is spliced from 5 exons. Gene Ontology annotation, cellular component: ribosome; cytosolic large ribosomal subunit. Bases 109 to 513 code for a protein of 134 amino acids. The record is from RefSeq and is a predicted model, not a curated record. NCBI's taxonomy places the organism in Eukaryota, Viridiplantae, Streptophyta, Magnoliopsida, Brassicales, Cleomaceae.
UGUGCCUAUAUUUUCUCUCAGGCAAACCCUAGUAGUGCAAGCGUUCUUCAUCACUCGGCUGCCUCUCGUCCGCUUUCCUCUCUCCGAGCGUUUUGCCAAUCCGAGAAAAUGGCGUUCAAGAGGUACGUGGAGAUAGGAAGGGUGGCGCUUGUCAACUACGGCAAGGAUUAUGGAAGGCUCGUCGUGAUCGUCGACGUCGUCGACCAAAACAGGGCUCUGGUUGAUGCCCCUGAUAUGGUGAGGACGCAAAUGAACUUGAAGAGGUUGUCUCUGACUGAUAUCAAGAUUGAUAUCAACAGAGUGCCCAAGAAGAAGAAUUUGAUUGAGGCAAUGGAAAAAGCGGAUGUGAAGAACAAAUGGGAGAACAGUUCAUGGGGUAGGAAGCUGAUCGUGAAGAAGAGAAGGGCUUCACUCAACGAUUUUGACAGGUUCAAGAUCAUGUUGGCUAAAAUCAAGAGGGCGGGAGUUGUGAGGCAGGAGCUUGCAAAGCUCAAGAAAGAGAGUGCUGUCUGAGCAUCAAUUCUGGUUGUGAUUUUUGUUACUGUGAUUACAAAGUUUUUGAAACCUUUAGAUUUUGCAGAGAGAAUGGUUUCUGGAUUUUGAUGUUUGAGUUGUCAUUUCAAGUUUAAAAGACUUUAUAAUGGCGAUCGUAAUAAUGUAUCAAAAGUA